Molecule: messenger RNA, 2246 nt
Organism: Austrofundulus limnaeus
Lineage: Eukaryota; Metazoa; Chordata; Actinopteri; Cyprinodontiformes; Rivulidae
Gene: tmcc3
Product: transmembrane and coiled-coil domain family 3
Exons: 4
Coding region: 216-1676 (486 amino acids)
Cellular component (GO): endomembrane system
Source: RefSeq, a predicted model, not a curated record
AGAGACGAAGUGGGCGGAGUCUCACACUGAGGCAGCGUGUUUGUGUGAGUGUUGUGUAUGUGUGUCAGAGGGGGACAGAAAGAGCCCGGGCUGAAGAGGCUAAACAUGGGUACGAGUCCAGGCGCGAGUCGGAAGCUAGUCCCGGUACCGAACCGAGGGCUCGGUCUGUGAAACGUGCUCCGGAUGGGAGCUGUUUUACUUCGGCUGGCGUAAACAUGUCCGUGCAAAGUUUGACUAAAGUGGAGAAACACUUCGGCAUCCGGAUGGAUCGAAGCACAGAAGGCAGUUUUCUGUCGCUGCGUCGGGGUUCCUCAGAAAACAACCUCGAUCUGGACCUCACCGACGCAAGUCCCCGUUACGGCUUGGAGGUCCAGCGGAGCCGUUCCUGCUUGGACAACCUCCAGCAGAAGAUCCUGAAGGUGACCGAACAGCUGAAGAUCGAGCAGACGGCUAAAGAGGAGAACGUCGCCGAGUACCUGAAGCUGAUGAGCAGCGCGGACAAGCAGCAGAUGGGGCGCAUCAAGCAGGUGUUCGAGAAGAAGAACCAGAAGUCGGCUCAGAACAUCACGCAGAUGCAGAAGAAGCUGGAGCAGUACCAUCGAAAGAUGAAAGACACCGAGGUGCUUCACAGUCCCCCUCCUCGCUCUUGGUCAGUAAAACGCAGCACCAUACCCAGGGAGUCGCCCAGAGAGCUGCUGAGGGAUAUGACCGGCAGCGGCCGACACCCGACCAUGGACAAAAUCAAAACCAUCGGACCAGGAGUUUCUCUCUCCCCUCCUUUCUUCUUCAGCAAGCCAAGAGAGUUUGCGAACCUCAUCCGGAACAAAUUUGGCAGUGCCGAUAACAUCGCCCACCUCAAAACCAACAUGGACUCCUCCUCCGCCCUGCCCUCCGAUAACGCAGGGAAAGGGUUGAGCGGCAGCACCUCUUUGGUUGGCAAACCCAAGUAUCCCAGCGAUGACGAGUGCUCGUCGGGUAGCGCCUCGUUUUCUGCCGACAGCAACGGGAAGCCUGCGUUGGGAGCGGCGACUGCAGGACAGGGACAGCAGGUGGAGGGAGGCAGCCAGAACAGACUAGACCUGUACUACGAGGAGGUGAGGGAGAUCAAAGACACUCAGAGCCAACUGGAGGAGGACAUUGAAGAGAUCAAGGCUCAGUUCAAGAGAGAUUACGACAUUAUCAAUCAAUCACUACAGGAGGAGAGAUACAGGUUCACCGGUGUCUUGACUGGCAGGUACGGACGUCUGGAAGACCAGCUGAACGACCUGACAGAACUUCAUCAACACGAAAUGUCAAACCUGAAGCAGGAGCUGGCCAGCAUAGAGGAGAGAGUGACCUACCAGGCUCAGGAGAGGGCCAGAGACAUGCAGGAAGCCCUCGAGUCGUGUCAGACUCGGGUGUCCAAGCUGGAGCUCCAUCAGCAGCACCAGCAGCAGACGGUCCAGCUGGAAAGCCCCAACGCCCGCGUCCUGCUGGGGAAGACCAUAAACAUCAUGCUGGCCAUCAUCACCGUCAUCCUGGUGUGCGUCUCCACUGCUGCCAAGUUCGCCGCCCCCCUGAUGAGGAGCCGCUAUCACGUGGUAGCGACCCUCCUUGGACUGUGCUUUCUGACUGUGUUCUGGAAGAACUGGGAGCGUUUACAGUUUGCCAUAGACCGGUUGUUGAUACCAGCUUAGAUUUCUUUUUAAAUCCUUUUAACAAUAAUGCUGUUACAUGUAAAAACUGAAUGGUCUCAGAGGAUUGGUUGUACAAUCUUCAGCAGACAUGAUCAACAUCCAUUUUUAGAGGUGAUGAUUUUUUUUAAAGAUGGACUAAAAUUAAAUUUUAGAUUUUGUUUUUUUUGUCCAGAACUUGAAUGUGUUUUACUAACAAUGUCUUUUAAACUUAAAAACAACAACAACAACAAUAUUUACUUAACAGUAAAAUUCUUGCUACUUUUCCAGCUGUUGAUUUGAACUCAUCUGAAGGGUUAAAUGGGUCAGAGGUAGUCAGGGUGAAGAGAAGGCAGAGGAAAGGAUCUUUGAACGUAACUCAAAGCUUACACACAAAUGCAAAGUGCUGCUCGUUAGGUCUAGUUGGCUUCACUCUCUUCACACUAAAGAAAUGUUGGUGAAAUAACACGUAUUUGCUUUCUUUCUGAUAGUUAAAUGAUAUUUUUUUCCGCAUCAUUCCAAUAAAGCUGAUGUGAGCAGAACUUAGCAUCAAACUGCUAAACCAUGCAUCUCAUUUUAGUGGUUUUGGGGCAA